Brachypodium distachyon (stiff brome) is the source of this 2381-nucleotide messenger RNA. RefSeq names its product LRR receptor-like serine/threonine-protein kinase FEI 1. Gene Ontology annotation, biological process: protein phosphorylation. Gene Ontology annotation, molecular function: protein kinase activity; receptor serine/threonine kinase binding; ATP binding. The transcript has 14 exons. Bases 367 to 2145 code for a protein of 592 amino acids. The record is from RefSeq and is a predicted model, not a curated record. Lineage: Eukaryota; Viridiplantae; Streptophyta; Magnoliopsida; Poales; Poaceae.
UCUUUCGCCCUUCCUUUGCUGAAGAAAUAGCCUCACUGUACCUCACUAGCUCACUCUACCUCCGCUCCUCCUCCAUCUGCUCUUCUUCCUCUCCUCCGAUCCCCCUCCCCUUGCUGCUACAGAUAAGAUCUGGGGGAUAACGCCGCACCGCCCCCGACCUCCCCUCUCCCUCUCCUCCGCAGUAACGUGCCGCCCCCUCCAAAUCCGGCGCGGCGGUUCUCGGCAAGCCUUCCGCGAGGCGGCUGCGCGACAAGCAUUGCAGGGUUGUGUUCAUCUCCGUUUAGAAAGAUGAAUAGCAUAUCUCCUCAUCCAUGACCUCUGGAAUAUGCCAUAGUUAUAUUUAUAUGCUUCAGCAAGUGGUAAUACAUGGGCUCUUUUCUGAGAAAGCAGCCCAGCCUCCUCUUUAUUUUGAUAAUUCUGCACUUUAGUGCUCGGGAAGCAGGAUCACUAAGUUCAGAUGGUGAAGCACUUAUUGCCUUUAAGAAGGCAAUUACAAAUUCAGAUGGGGUCUUUCUGAAUUGGCGUGAACAGGAUGCGGAUCCCUGUAACUGGAAGGGUGUUAGAUGCAAUAAUCAUAGCAAGAGAGUGAUUUAUCUGAUUCUUGCGUAUCACAAGUUAGUAGGGCCCAUACCACCUGAAAUUGGAAGGCUAAAUCAGUUGGAGACUUUGUCACUACAGGGGAACAGUUUGUAUGGUGUGCUCCCUCCUGAACUGGGAAAUUGUACCAAGUUGCAACAACUGUAUCUACAAGGAAAUUAUAUAAGUGGCUAUAUCCCUUCAGAGUUUGGUGAUCUGGUAGAACUUCAAGCAUUGGACUUGUCCAGUAAUUCAUUGAGGGGAUCAAUCCCACAUUCUCUUGAUAAACUGACCAAACUUGCAUCAUUCAAUGUGUCCAUGAACUUCCUGACAGGAGCAAUACCAUCAGAUGGUUCACUCGUCAAUUUUAACGAAACUUCAUUCAUUGGGAACCUUGGCUUAUGUGGAAGGCAGAUUAAUUCAGUGUGCAAAGAUGCACUUCCAUCACCGUCAUCUCAGCAAUCUAACCCAGAUGACAUCAUAAAUAGCAAGGCUGGGAGGAAUUCUACCAGACUCAUUAUAAGUGCAGUAGCAACAGUGGGAGCUCUGUUAUUGGUGGCUUUGAUGUGUUUCUGGGGCUGUUUUCUGUACAAAAGUUUUGGAAAGAAAGAUAUCCAUGGUUUCAGGGUGGAGCUGUGUGGAGGCUCUUCCGUUGUGAUGUUCCAUGGGGACCUCCCUUACUCCACAAAAGAUAUCCUCAAGAAACUGGAGACUAUGGAUGAUGAAAAUAUCAUUGGAGCAGGGGGCUUCGGGACUGUUUAUAAACUUGCGAUGGAUGACGGUAACGUCUUUGCACUGAAAAGGAUAGUGAAAACAAAUGAAGGGCGUGACCGGUUCUUUGAUAGAGAACUGGAGAUAUUGGGAAGUGUUAAGCAUCGUUAUUUGGUUAAUCUCCGUGGCUAUUGCAACUCCCCAUCAUCAAAACUGUUGAUAUAUGAUUACCUUCCAGGUGGAAGCCUGGAUGAAGUGCUACAUGAAAAAUCUGAACAGUUGGAUUGGGAUGCACGCAUUAACAUAAUACUAGGAGCUGCAAAAGGCCUGGCAUACUUGCAUCACGAUUGUUCACCUCGAAUAAUACAUCGUGAUAUUAAGUCGAGCAAUAUUUUACUCGACAGCAAUUUUGAGGCCCGUGUAUCAGACUUCGGACUAGCAAAACUACUAGAGGAUGAAGAAUCUCAUAUUACUACCAUAGUUGCAGGAACAUUUGGAUAUCUUGCUCCAGAGUAUAUGCAAAGUGGCAGGGCCACGGAAAAGACUGAUGUCUACAGUUUUGGAGUUUUGGUGCUUGAAAUACUAAGCGGGAAGCGGCCUACUGAUGCAUCAUUCAUUGAGAAGGGGUUGAACAUUGUUGGAUGGUUAAAUUUCCUGGCUGGCGAGAGCCGGGAACGUGAAAUCGCAGAUCCAAAUUGUGAAGGCAUGCAGGCUGAGACCCUGGAUGCCCUGCUUUCUCUUGCUAAACAAUGUGUAAGCUCUUUGCCUGAGGAGCGGCCGACGAUGCACAGGGUGGUACAGAUGCUGGAGUCGGAUGUAAUUACACCAUGCCCUAGUGAUUUCUACGAUUCAGAAUAGGCUACAAACUGCGGCUGCUGCCUGAUGCUGGACACACGAUUCACUGCCGCUGGUUUCCCUGUGGAGGCAUAUUCCAUUUAUUCUUUGCAGAUUUUGUAAAUGCAUUACCGCAGUGUUCGGCUCCAAUCGGCUGGUUGAAUGGGGAGGACAUUUUUUGCGACUGUAUGUAUCUAGCCACGCUAGACUGUUAUAUGAUAAUUUAAUAAGAGAACUUAACAGGGGAUUGCCUUGCUUGA